AUGUCUGACAGUUGGUAUACGUUAUUGCGUAUGCUCGAGAACGAACUUGGUGUGAAAGCGAAAAGAGAAUAUGUGGAGUCAUGGCAGCAAUCACAAGCAGAGCAGUUUGGGGAUCGUCAACGCAUGUACGAGGCAUUGAAGCACGACUUUCUAGGAAGGGACAUGGCUGAUACAUGCCUCCCAACGAUUCCCAGCGAUUUCGGUAGCGAUCAGUUGAACGUAUUUCCAGCGAAGAACACAGUACUGCAGAUAGUGGAUACGAAGGAUAUGAGUCAUUCCACCCACUCAUUACUCAACGACCUUGCAACGGUGACUCCUGUGCGUCAAGUCUACACGCGCCGUGCAACGGAUGCGGACGUCAACUUCCCACGUGGAAUGCUUCGUUGGACCCUGUCAGAUGGUACUCACCAGAUCGUGGCUAUCGAGAUGAAACGAAUCAACGGAUUACAGCUUAAAACACCAUUUGGCUGUAAGGUACGCAGAGGGAUACUGCUGCUGGAGCCCAGCAAUGUCAAGAUAUUGGGCGGACAAGUCCCUUCGCUUUACGGCCAGAACAUGUUAGCAGAACUCGAAAAGCGUUUCAAGCAGCAACUAAGGAUUGAAAUUGAUCAGACUACGACAGACACAGGCAGACAAGCACACAAUAGCUCGCCAUCAUUGGCUCCUUCGGAUUUGCCAGUGAAUUCAGAAAUUAUGAGGCCUGAACCUGAGAUGCCAGUAGGAGAAACAUCCGAAGAUGACUUUGGCGAUGAUAUGGAUAUUGACGACCUGGAGGCUUUGGAGCGGACGUUAGCUGCAUCCAGACACACCACUUCCUCUUAUGCAUCUUCCACAAUAACAACCAAUACAGUAAUUCCGACAAUGGCUCCCUCUGUCACGCAUGAUGCUGGAUUAAUCUCGAGGCAAGCGUCUCAAUUGCCCCUAUCCCGGUCAUCACCUUCAACACAUACGACAUCGACCACUACUACUGCUGUGGAUGAAACGCUCGCGACAGAGAUUGAGAGGAUGACUGUUGGCAUGCUUAGAAAGAUGCUCAAGAAAGAUACUACAGACAUGGAUACAGUUAUAGUUACCGGUCAAGUGAAACGGAUAUUCAAGCUAAAAGUUACUGGAAUGCGUAUGCGUUUAUUGGCCCGUAUUCGUGAUCCAUCCACAUUUGAGGACUUGGUUGUUGUUUGGCCAGAUGAGGUGGUUAGUAGGGAACUCGGAAAAACGGCCAAAGAUGUCCUUGAGAUGAAGGAGAAGGAAGGUGAUAAAGUUGUAACUGAAACACUGUUCAAACCAUUCUUUGCACGGAUACAUAAUGUGUUAGGGGAGAUGACACUAGAUCUGUCAAUACUUGAGAGCUAUUCAGGAGAAGAAGACAUGCCGGACAUGCCAUUAGUAGUAGAAUUUAAACCGCUUUCAUCAUCAUGA
Lichtheimia ornata is the source of this 1416-nucleotide messenger RNA. RefSeq lists its product as uncharacterized. Gene Ontology annotation, cellular component: nuclear body; RecQ family helicase-topoisomerase III complex. Bases 1 to 1416 code for a protein of 471 amino acids. Gene Ontology annotation, biological process: resolution of meiotic recombination intermediates; double-strand break repair via homologous recombination. The transcript is spliced from 6 exons. The record is from RefSeq and is a predicted model, not a curated record. NCBI's taxonomy places the organism in Eukaryota, Fungi, Mucoromycota, Mucoromycetes, Mucorales, Lichtheimiaceae.